AUCAUAUCGUCCCCAAACUUUCCUAACGACGUCGUCUCAAUCGGCAUUUGGAUGCAAAGACACGCUACCAGUGUCACAAGACAGCGCGCGCACAUGAAUUACAAUGUAAAACGUCACCGUUUUAGAUCUAACACCGUCUCCAAACCCUAAUUGUGUCUCUUCAUCAUUCCAAUAACUCGAGCUUCACGGUUUGCACCAUGUCCUCCGAUGACAUCAAUCUCGGUCCUGAUCAGAGAAUUGAAAACGGCCUCACUUCCCCCCUCGUCUUCCAAGACGAUGCUUUACGCUUCAACUGCGAUGGUGCACCACAGCGGCAGGUCGGCGAUCCGGUUCUUAAACCCCGGGAAGUCGGCGGUUUCAUCGACGACAAGAUGUUCACUGUAAAUCGCGAUCGCUUUUUCACCUCCCAGGGUGCCGAGUUCCGCCGUAACGUUUUUGCUGAUCGCUCCGACCACAGGGAUGCUCCAGAUGUACUGAACUGGAGCGCGGGAACUCCCAGUAGCGAUGAUUCGGACGGAGAAGACGAUGAAGAUGACGAUGGAGAUGAAGGUGACGAUGGUGGCGAAGGGGUCAUUGUAGUAGACAGACUCGUCAGUAUUGGUGACGGGAGCAACCGGAGUUCAAAUGCAAUCAUUGACGUUAACAAUAACAACGGUGGUGGUGUUGUAAUUGGAAAAUCUCAGCAUCAUUCCCCUUAUGUUUCUGGUAGAGAGAUGUUGGGAAAGGACGGAGAGAUUGUACAGUUGGUGCAUAACCAUGGGAGUGGUACUGUUGGUGAAGCUCAUCAGCGAGAAAGAUUAGGUAAAACUCAGAACUCUGCAACUGUUGCUGAAACCGAUUGUGAGGAGUAUUAUUCCCAUUACCUUCAAGGUGCAGAAGGGUCACCUUCUGUACAGAAAGUUAUGGUGGAUGACAAUGGUUGUGGGUUUAGUGGAAGAAGGGAUGCUGUGUAUUCAAGCGAGUCAGGGGAGUCAUUGAGGGCAAUUCUUUCAGAUCCUGUUACUGGGACUCUUAUGGAUGAUGCAAUGAUAUUACCUUGUGGACAUUCUUUUGGCGGAGGUGGAGUACAGCAUGUUAUUAGAAUGAAAGCUUGUUGUACUUGCUCUCAACCCACACUGGAGGAAUCAAUAUCUCCGAAUCUUUCACUCCAAGCUGCCGUGCAGGCGUACCGUCGGGAAGAGGAAUCACAAUUUUACCGGUCAUCUAAAAGAAGAAGAGAAAGAUUUGAUCAGGGUGGUUUAGGAGAGUGUGCUGUUUUUGAACCAUCAAGGAGCAGAGGUGUUCAAUUUCCAUUUGCUGUGACGGACAGGGUUAUCAUAAAGGGGAACAAAAGGACACCACAACGCUUUGUUGGAAGGGAAGCUAUUGUAACAACACAAUGCCUGAAUGGAUGGUAUGUGGUGAAGACAUUGGACAAUGCAGAGAGUGUAAAAUUGCAGUAUCGCUCCCUUGCGAAGGUUUCUGAUGAUCCUUCAAAACUUGUCUCCAGCAACAAGGGGCCUAAUUGGCUUCAGAUCAGCCGCACACCAUCAUAAAAUGUGGUUGAUAAUUUUUCUGCAGAAGUUGCUACUUUAUGUUAAGCAAUUUAUUCUUAACACCCCAAACAAAAUAUCUUUGUAAUUUUACAGUUGUAUUGUAAGAAAACUGUAACUACGAGUUUGUAAAAUAUGUAUGCCUUGUAUUUUUUGAGUAUAGUAUCUUAGCAACCAUUUUGUUCGGCUACAGUAACAGAUAAUACUUAGAUAGAAGCUAUUGUGACUUAAA
Molecule: messenger RNA, 1764 nt
Organism: Lathyrus oleraceus (garden pea)
Lineage: Eukaryota; Viridiplantae; Streptophyta; Magnoliopsida; Fabales; Fabaceae
Product: U-box domain-containing protein 62
Exons: 8
Coding region: 198-1535 (445 amino acids)
Biological process (GO): protein ubiquitination
Molecular function (GO): ubiquitin-protein transferase activity
Source: RefSeq, a predicted model, not a curated record